Messenger RNA from Amphimedon queenslandica, 1146 nucleotides. RefSeq lists its product as uncharacterized. The record is from RefSeq and is a predicted model, not a curated record. The coding region runs from base 89 to 1099 and encodes 336 amino acids. NCBI's taxonomy places the organism in Eukaryota, Metazoa, Porifera, Demospongiae, Haplosclerida, Niphatidae. The transcript has 5 exons.
ACUUCCGUAUAUAUAAUUUACUGCCUUUUUGGCAUUUUUUGUGAUUUUUUAAUUUUUUGCAAAAAAAACCUUAAAAAGUGGGGAAAACAUGAGCAGACAUGGUGGCAAAAGAUUAAGUGUCUUUGAUAGACUUGGGCCUGGAAAUGAUGACGAAAUUACACCUCCUCAUUCCAGCAGCAGCUCGCGUCACAGUAGACACUACUCUAGCUCAGAAAAGCAUGAAAGAUCUUCCUCUCAUUUACCACCUCUCUCAACUGAGGAGAGGUCUAGGGAUAAGAGAACAAGUGACCCACCUCCUCGUAAGCACAGGCAUCCUGAUGAUGAAGACUCAACAAAGCGAGAGAAAGCAACACCAACUUUACGCAAGGAUAUAAAAUUGAGUAAGCCUUCAAGAGGCAGUGGAAGAGAUCAUGAGCUAGCUGAUGAACUAACUCAUUCAAAGAGAAAGCGAGAAGCUACAAGUGACAAUGAAACCCAUCACAGGGAACCCAAACGACAGAAAAUAUCUGACUCUUCGUUGGAGAGACAUCACCAGCUGCACAAGUCAGAAAAGAAAGAAGCCGAGGGUCAGUCCAGGUCAAAGGAGUCCAGUGCUGGUAGUAGCAAGAAGCGUUUAACUACGUCAGAGUCACAGAAUGACCCUGACCCAGAGCUUGAUUGGGAUCUGCUCUCUAAGUUCCCAAAUUACAAAGCGUCAUCAUUGAAAAUGAAUUCUUUAGAGAGACAUAAAGCUGGAUCGGUGUUAUCUUUCAUCGGGGUUUCGCCAUCUCUAGCAGGGCCUGUCCUAGCUGAUCAGGCUGUUAGAACAGUUACUGAGCACCUAAAGAAAGAACAUGGUGACUCAAUUCAAGCAGAAACACUUAGUGACCCUUUUGGAGGUCACCAGACAGCUGCUUUAGGUGCGGCUAAUUUAAGAAGAACUUUAAAAAGCUCUCAGUCAUUUGAUAUUGGCUAUUGUCGUAGAGCUUUAACUGCACGUGCUGAUUUUAUGCUCAGGAAGAGAUUUCUUGGUAACAAGUAUAGCAACAAAAAUGAUGAAUUCAGAGCUGGAUUUUCACAUUACUAUUCUGCAAGUCUAAGAUUGUAUCAACAAAGUUGAGACUAACUAUUUUUUGGUUAAUUAAUUACAGUUUAUUAUAAAUAAAA